Molecule: messenger RNA, 2909 nt
Organism: Vitrella brassicaformis
Lineage: Eukaryota; Vitrellaceae
Source: the annotation of a GenBank genome assembly
CUUCCCUUCACAGCACCACAACACACCACACUCUCACGCGUCAUCCGCCGCCCCAUUGCCGUCAUCGCGUUUCGGUUGCCCCGCUCCCUCUGUGCUGUCUUCUCGCGUGGUGCCUGCUGUAGGUGAGGUACACCAGCAGCCCCAGCGCCGUCCACACACUGAUGACUGCCCACCCAAGGCGUCUCAAAAAUGUCGCCAUCACCACAUUCAUCCCUGCAGGAAGCCACUGCCAGUCGAUUUGUGUGUCUCCGUCAGUUCCCCUUAUGCCCUCACCCACCCACCCAUGCCUAGCAGGGGUAUCCAUGGCGGCGCGGGGAUCUCGAAUACCUCACCAUCGGCACCACCGGCACUCCCCGGCCCCAGCAGGCCUUCCCCCUCGUCCCCUUCCCCUCCCUGCUGAAUGCUCGGCCGCAUGCAGAUCAGAGUCCGUUUGGGGCUCUUGGGGCUCGUGGCAGCAGCUGCAGCAGCUGCACUGGCAGCCGUUGCCGCGGCCUCCCUCUGCCGGAUAACUAGCUCGUCAAACUCGUCGAUCUCGACCUUCUUGGUGAUCCUCAGCGCUGAGGAAACAGCAAGAACCAGGCCGCCGCAGAAGGUGAGCCGAUGGAUGACGGCAGAGGGCUCCACGAGCGUGGAGUUGGUUCCCCCAAACACGCCAAGCUGAUGCAUGCGAUGGCCGGCGAGAGAAGGGAGACACGAUAGAUGUGUGCUGGUGGGGGGUAUCCAGAUCCAGUCUGUACGUACGUCACCUGUAUUGAGGCUAUGGCUGCCUUUGUGGAGACUGCGAGCAGCCCGCAGCCGACAAGGUAGCCGACGAGUGCCAGUGCCAGGCCGGGAUCUCCCUCCCUGUCUCGGUCUACCGGUGGGGACGGGAGGACAGCCAGAACCGCCUCACGAGACCUGACCAGCCAGACACGACACGCAGUAGAGAAACAUACAAUCGGCGGGUUUGUAGUUAUGUGUCUCUGCGCGCGUGGAUAGACCUGACUGACGUGACCGACCUUAUCAUGAUGACGCCGGCGCACACGAAGGUGAAGGCCGUCAGGGUGCCGAUAGAAGUCAUCUCAGCCAGACUGCACACACAACAUCAACCAGCACUCAAGUACACAAGUAAGGAAAGCGACUCUACACCAGAUAGCAAGAGGGAGUGCAGGGAGGAAGAACCUACCGUGCUAUGUCCAAAAAGGAUGCCAGGAGGGCUGCGACAAUUGCCAUUAGGGCGGUACUGCGGACCGGCGUGCGAAACGUCUGGUCCACCUGCCACAUGCAGGAGAAAUGCAGCAGUACAGUGGGUGCACCAUGACGCGUACUGCGACACACUCGUCUGCCUAUUUGUGCACUGCACAUACAUGGCUGAGCCACGUCGGUAGCAAACGGUCGCGUGCCAUCGCAAAGUACAGCCUGAUUUAUGGAUCGGAGAAACAUGAAGAUCGACUGCCAGCCACUAUCCAUCUGUGUGUCUCAUGCAUCUUUGGCGGCGGGUUGUGUUGUGUGCCUGACCUUGGCCCAGCCACGAGGCUGACGAGCGCCCCUGCUAUGAGACCGAUGACCGCACCGCCUGAGAGCCAGACCGGAGGAACGUGUUCGAGCCGAGCCUUUCGGCCAUCGGUCUACCGGAUAUGAAAAGCUCAAGCCAAGCCGAUCGGCCCCUAAACAAACCACAGAAGGAGAAGAGCCCGUGAGGAUGCAUGUCUCUCUCCUUUGCUUCUCGUCCGUCUGUCCACCUGAAGGCAGCCGCGAGCGGUGCGCUGAGAUCCACGCUGCUCCAUGGGACAAUGAGUGUCAGACAGGCCGCCACCGCCACAUAGAUGACACUCGAUACCGCCACGGAGCCCACAAGGCCAUAUGGCAGCGAGUGCCGAGGGGACCGACACUCCUCCGCCAGAGAGGCAACAGCGUCAAACCUGACAGGAGACGCACACAAACGCAGACUGACGCAUUCGCACCUCCUUCCCCCCCUUGUUGCGCCAACCCAAUAUAUGCAAAGGAGAUGGUCGCCGCGCCACUCAGUAUACCCUCCACCCCGUUGGGUGCGAAGUUGCUCCACAGCGACCCAUCCACAUACGCCAGCGCGCCCAGCACGAAGGCCGCCAGGGCCGCCACCUUGAACGCGGUAAUGACGCCGUUCAGCACACUCGUCGCCUUGAUGCCGACACAGAUGAUGGCCCCGAGCAAAAGGAUCAGUGAGGCCGCAAACACUCCCCUGCUUGCAAUAAUGGGAGCCGAUUGUGUGACCAGCACGAAGGGGGCGCCGGCAGGCGAGGGAGAGAGGGGCGCUCCCAAGCCAGUGAAAAAGCCCUGCGUGUAGGAUGCCCAGCCCCGGGCAAUGGUCGCCGCACCCACCGUGUACUCGAAUGCCAGUGUCCAGCCGAGCAGGAAGGCCGGCAGCUCUCCCGACGUGCAGAAGGUGAACGAGUACGCACUCCCUGAUUGGCAGAGAGCGAGUAUGGGUGUGUGUGCUGCAGCCGCUACCGUUUCUCUGGCUGGCUGGGCUGACCUGCGAUGGGUAUCCGUGUGGCCAGCUCUGCAUAGCACAAAGACGAGCACAUGGCCGACAGCCCCGCAAUGAGAAACGACACGACGACGGCCGGGCCAGCCCGGCGAGCGGCUACCCCCGACAGAACGAAGAUGCCUGAACCAACUGCACUCACAUACGUAUACAUUGCAAUUAAGGGCGCCAUCCAUCCGUCCAUCCGUCGAGUCGACGUGCGUCCCUUACCGACUUUGCCCACGCCGAUGAGCAGGAGGUCAUUGGAGGUGAGGCACCUUUCGAGGCCUGCAUCUGCACCUGCCGCGGUCUCAUCUGCCAGAUCCGUCAACGACUUGCGCCUCAUCAUCUCCAAAUGAGGUCUACUGGAGGACGGCUGGCGCGAGCCCAGGAAUCCAGGGCCUGCGAGCCUCCAUCCCCUCAU